AUGGACGCACUGCGACAGCGUGCAGCGAGUGUGGGUGGGUCACCUGGGUUGGAAAUCCGGAGCGUUGAGCGAGCUAAUUGGGCUGCAGGGGAAAGCGUGUCUGUGCAAGCGUGUUGCAUGUUCUGGCUACGACGCGACGUGCAAUCGGAGAUGCAGGAGAGGAUGAAGUGGGUGGUGCAGGCGGACUCGGCUCCAGAGAGCGUGGGCCCAUCGAGGGUGAUGUCAAGCAUAGGAUGGUGGGCGGGGAAGGAGAGUGUGCAGGGGGUCAGAGAGAGGAUUGCGCCCGAGGAGUGGUCAUACAUGGACAUUGUCGCGAGCGCAUACUCACCGAUUGUUGCUUGCGUUGCUGAGCAGGAAGAAGUACGCAAAUGCAUGGAAUUACUGAAGAAGUCGUUCAGCAUUGGUCAACAACGCGGAUGCGCGAAUGCGAAUGCAAAAAGGAAGGCGAGCGUAAACAGAGGAGGACAACGAAGGAGAGGCAACGCAAGCAGCGGAGCGAGGAGCGAGGAGCGAGGAGCAGGAGGGAUGGAAGGGAGACAAGAAGUUGGGAGGAGAGGGAUGAGCAACUAUUGUGCGAGUUAUUAUGAAGUGGACUGGCUACUUACACUUUACAAUGAAGGACAGUGUAGUGGGGGUGCGCUUUUCGGUUGUAAGAUGCGUCCGAGCGGAAUUUGA
Molecule: messenger RNA, 675 nt
Organism: Fomitiporia mediterranea MF3/22
Lineage: Eukaryota; Fungi; Basidiomycota; Agaricomycetes; Hymenochaetales; Hymenochaetaceae
Exons: 3
Coding region: 1-675 (224 amino acids)
Source: RefSeq, a predicted model, not a curated record